Candidula unifasciata is the source of this 375-nucleotide messenger RNA. NCBI's taxonomy places the organism in Eukaryota, Metazoa, Mollusca, Gastropoda, Stylommatophora, Geomitridae. The record is from the annotation of a GenBank genome assembly.
AUGAUGUCGCCAAAUUACACCGACCCUGCCAACUGUAACAGCCACGAGAGCGCCCUCAGCUGCAGCGGUCUCAACGCUGCCACCACCACAAACAGCACUGCUGAUGUGAGCAUAAUCCCUAGUGUGGGCACUGACUUAGGACCUUUGUUAAGAUUAAGUCCCGGAACACAUGGAGACAGCAUCAGCCAAGUGCAGCACUCCCCACAACCCCAGUCUGCCCACGCCAACCACCCGACCACAUCGCUGUCGCAGCUUUACCUCUACCAGCAACAGCAGCAGCAACAGCAGCAGCAGCAUCAACACUCUCAGAGCCUACAUUACACCUCACAAGUACAGCAGUGUUUGAACCCUCCCUCCACUCACCACUGGAGCUGA